AUGGGGAACCGGGGGAUGGAGGACCUGAUUCCGCUGGUGAACCGAAUGCAGGAUGCCUUCUCGGCCAUCGGACAGAACUCCACCCUGGACCUGCCGCAGAUCGCAGUGGUGGGCGGGCAGAGCGCCGGGAAGAGCUCGGUGCUGGAGAACUUCGUCGGGAAGGACUUCCUGCCUCGUGGAUCAGGCAUUGUCACACGUCGCCCCCUGGUGUUGCAGCUCAUUAACUGUCCUGCAGAGUACGCAGAGUUCCUGCACUGUAAAGGCAGAAAGUUUACUGAUUUUGACGAAGUCCGUCUGGAGAUCGAAGCGGAAACGGACCGAGUCACUGGACAAAACAAAGGAAUCAGUCCAGUACCCAUCAAUCUCCGAGUGUAUUCUCCAAAUGUGUUGAACUUGACCCUGGUUGACCUUCCUGGGAUGACGAAGGUGGCGGUUGGGGACCAGCCGGUGGACAUCGAGCACCAGAUCCGGGACAUGCUGAUGCAGUUUGUCACCAAGGAGAACUGCUUGCUGCUGGCGGUGUCGCCAGCAAACUCUGACCUCGCCAACUCCGAUGCCCUCAAGAUUGCCAAAGAGGUUGACCCACAAGGACUGAGGACCAUUGGAGUGAUCACUAAGUUGGAUCUGAUGGAUGAAGGCACAGAUGCCAGAGACAUCUUGGAGAAUAAACUGCUGCCUUUAAGGAGAGGUUAUAUUGGAGUGGUGAAUCGGAGUCAGAAGGACAUCGAUGGCAAGAAAGACAUCGUUGCUGCCCUGCAGGCUGAGAGGAAGUUUUUCCUCUCUCAUCCUUCAUAUCGACAUCUAGCGGAACGUAUGGGUACUGCAUAUCUGCAGAAAAUUCUCAACCAGCAACUGACGAACCACAUCCGGGACACGUUGCCGGGGGUCCGCAGUAAACUGCAGAGUCAGCUGCUCUCCAUAGAGAAGGAGGUGGAGGAAUACAAGAACUUCCGCCCUGACGACCCCAGCCGCAAAACAAAGGCCCUGCUGCAGAUGGUGCAGCAGUUUGCGGUGGACUUUGAGAAGCGCAUUGAGGGGUCAGGUGAUCAGAUUGAAACAUACGAGCUUUCUGGAGGAGCCAAGAUCAACCGAGUCUUCCAUGAACGCUUCCCCUUCGAGCUGGUCAAGCUGGAGUGUGAUGAGAAGACUCUGAGGAAGGAGAUCAGCUACGCUAUAAAGAACAUCCAUGGCAUCCGGACCGGUCUGUUUACUCCUGACAUGGCCUUUGAGACGAUCGUGAAGCGCCAGAUUGCUCAGAUUAAGGAGCCGUGUCAGAAGUGUGUGGACAUGGUCAUCUCUGAGCUGGUCAACACUGUGCGGCAGUGCACGCAGAAGCUGGCCCAGUAUCCCAUGUUGAGGGAGGAGAUGGAGCGGAUCGUCACUCAGCAUAUCAGAGACAGAGAGAGUCGCGCCAAAGACCAGGUGAUGCUGUUGAUUGACAUUGAAUUAGCCUACAUGAACACCAACCAUGAGGAUUUUAUCGGCUUUGCUAAUGCCCAGCAGAAGAGCAGUCAGAUGAGUAAGAAGAAGGCAGCAGGUAAUCAGGACGAGAUUAUGGUCAUCAGGAAGGGAUGGUUGACCAUUAACAACAUUGGUAUCAUGAAGGGUGGAGCCAAAGAAUACUGGUUUGUCCUCACAGCCGAGACCCUGAGCUGGUACAAGGAUGACGAGGAGAAGGAGAAGAAAUACAUGCUUCCAGUGGACAACCUCAAACUGAAAGACAUUGAGAAAAGUUUCAUGUCCAGCAAACAUGUCUUCGCUCUCUUCAACACAGAACACAGGAAUGUGUAUAAAGACUACCGUCAGUUGGAGUUAGCCAGUGAGUCGGUGGAGGAAGUGGACAGCUGGAAAGCUUCUUUCCUCCGAGCAGGAGUUUAUCCUGAACGCAGCGUGGAUAAGGAGAAGGGUGACAGUACAGAGGAGUCCAGCUCAGAUGGUCACAUCCACAGUCUAGAUCCUCAGUUGGAGCGGCAGGUGGAGAUCGUUAGAAACUUAGUGGAUUCUUACAUGUCAAUUAUCCAUCGAACUGUACGUGACCUCAUCCCCAAGACUGUCAUGCACCUCAUGGUCAACAACACAAAGGAGUUCAUUCAUGCUGAAUUGUUGGCUCAACUCUACUCAUGUGGAGACCAGAACAGCCUAAUGGAAGAAUCCCAGGAGCAGGCUCAACAUCGUGAUGAGAUGUUAAGAAUGUACCAUGCCCUGCGUGAAGCUCUAAGCAUCAUUGGUGACAUCAGUACAUCCACCGUAACCACAGCAAUGCCGCCGCCUGUGGAUGACUCCUGGCUGCAGGUGACCGGGAUGCCUUCAGGACGCAGGUCUCCUAUGUCUAGCCCCACACCUCAGCGAAGGGCCCCACCUGGUCCCCCCCGUCCUGGUGGUCGGUCUGCCCCGGGCCCCCCUUCUCGUUCUGCAGUUUCACCUGACCCUGGACCCCCCCCAUCUGUUCCCUCCAGGCCUAACAGAGCUCCCCCAGGGGUCCCCAGUCGGCCCAGCAAGGGCAGCCCUGCCCAUGGAGAGAGUCCCCAGUCUUCUGUGGAGGGCUGAACAGUCUCACAAACACACACACAUACAUACACACACAUUCACACUCAUGCAUACAUACAUACAUACAUGCAUAUACAUACACAUUCACACAUACACACAUACAUGAACACUCACACAUACAUACACACACACACUUACAUACAUACACACACAUACAUACACACACAUUUACACUCAUGCAUACAUACAUACAUACACACACAUACACAUUCACACAUACACACAUACACA
This is a messenger RNA of Lampris incognitus (smalleye Pacific opah), 2778 nucleotides long. Its product is annotated as dynamin-1-like. Lineage: Eukaryota; Metazoa; Chordata; Actinopteri; Lampriformes; Lampridae. Bases 1 to 2547 code for a protein of 848 amino acids. The transcript is spliced from 23 exons. The record is from RefSeq and is a predicted model, not a curated record. Gene Ontology annotation, molecular function: GTP binding; microtubule binding; GTPase activity. Gene Ontology annotation, cellular component: cytoplasm; microtubule; membrane.